Molecule: messenger RNA, 666 nt
Organism: Cynocephalus volans (Philippine flying lemur)
Lineage: Eukaryota; Metazoa; Chordata; Mammalia; Dermoptera; Cynocephalidae
Gene: NKAIN2
Product: sodium/potassium transporting ATPase interacting 2
Exons: 7
Coding region: 1-666 (221 amino acids)
Biological process (GO): regulation of sodium ion transport
Source: RefSeq, a predicted model, not a curated record
AUGGGAAAACGCGUUGCUCAGCUAAGGAAAUGCAGUGGGAAUAAUGAUCAUUCAAGAAGUCUUCAAACUGAGCUACAGGUUUGUGUGCUGGAGAGGCAAAUAUUUGACUUCCUUGGAUAUCAGUGGGCACCUAUCCUGGCAAAUUUUGUACAUAUUAUUAUCGUCAUUCUUGGUUUAUUUGGAACUAUUCAAUAUCGACCUCGUUACAUAACAGGAUAUGCAGUCUGGCUAGUCCUCUGGGUUACGUGGAAUGUGUUUGUUAUCUGCUUCUAUUUGGAGGCUGGGGACCUCUCAAAGGAAACAGACCUUAUCCUGACUUUUAACAUUUCAAUGCACCGAUCUUGGUGGAUGGAGAAUGGACCAGGAUGUAUGGUGACGUCAGUGACACCCGCCCCAGACUGGGCCCCAGAAGACCAUCGCUACAUCACAGUCUCAGGGUGUUUUCUGGAGUACCAGUACAUAGAAGUGGCUCAUAGUUCCCUCCAGAUUGUCCUCGCACUGGCAGGGUUCAUCUACGCCUGCUACGUUGUGAAAUGUAUAACUGAAGAAGAGGACAGCUUUGAUUUCAUAGGCGGCUUUGACUCUUAUGGCUAUCAAGGGCCCCAGAAGACAUCUCAUUUACAACUACAGCCUAUGUACAUGCAAAUUCCCUUGGAUAACAACUGA